This is a messenger RNA of Mizuhopecten yessoensis (Yesso scallop), 591 nucleotides long. RefSeq names its product histone-lysine N-methyltransferase, H3 lysine-79 specific-like. Lineage: Eukaryota; Metazoa; Mollusca; Bivalvia; Pectinida; Pectinidae. The record is from RefSeq and is a predicted model, not a curated record. Bases 1 to 591 code for a protein of 196 amino acids. The transcript has a single exon.
AUGUGUGCCAAGAAACAGAAACUUUGCAAAGAAGCGACUGUCAAUACAAAAACGGAAUGGCAAAUAAAGACAAGCCGGAAACAGCACCUAAAGGAAUACAAACAAAAGCAAAGAACAAAUAAGGAAUACAAGAUAAAUGAGAAAUUGUAUGAUAAAAACAGACGAGAAACCAAAAGAAGCAUAUCACAAAUCAGAGAGCAAGAACAAGUGUUCGAUAGACGGAGGAAAGAAUUCAAAAGAAGUUUUCGGGAAAUCAAGAAACGUGAAGCUUGUGUCAAGGCCAAAUCUCGAUCGAAACCAGACAUAAAACAGCAAGAACAAACAUCAGAUAGACAGAGGAAAGAGAUCAAAAGAAGUUUUCCAGAAAUCAAGAAACGUGAAGCCUAUGUCGAGGCCAAAUCUCGAUCAAAACCAGACAUAAAACAGCAAGAACAAACAUCAGAUAGACAGAGGAAAGAGAUCAAAAGAAGUUUUCCAGAAAUCAAGAAACGUGAAGCCUAUGUCAAGGCCAAAUCUCGAUCAAAACCAGGCAUAAAACAAAAAGAACAAACAUCGGAUAGAAAGAGAAAAGAGCUUAAAAGAAGCGUAUAA